UUCUGCCAUCGUUUCAAAAUUCCACCAAAACAAUGGCCAAUCCAAAAUCAGAAGAGGCUCGGCAAAGUUAUCGUGAUAGAACACCUUUUAAAGGAUUUAAGAUUGAUGAUAAUUCCAUAUUAGGCUCCAUAGAAGGUAGAUAUUGUUGUCCAAAAUGUGGAAAAUCUAGGAAAUAUUACUGUUAUUCCUGUUAUGUGCCUAUAUCAGAAUUGGCUGGUAAACUACCAACAGUGAAGCUUCCUUUAAAAAUUGAUAUAAUUAAACACAAACAUGAAAUAGAUGGCAAGAGCACUGCAGGACAUGCAGCAAUAUUAGCACAUGAAGACGUUAAAAUAUACACAUAUCCUGACAUCCCAAGCUAUGAAAACGAAAAUGUAGUAUUAAUUUUUCCCAGCCAACAAGCUAUAAGUGUAAGUCAACUAGUAAAUGAAGAAAAUUAUGAAAAUAUUUAUCAGCACCAAACCAAACCUUUAGAUGAAAUUCCAGAGGGUUACAAUAGGACCACAUUAAUGACAAAAAUCCCAAAAUCUAGAGAGGAGAUUGGUUUUAAUGGAGAAAUUAAAAAAAUACCAGUGACCAAAGCAAUUUUUAUCGAUAGUACUUGGAAUCAAAGUAAAGGUAUUUACAAGGACGAAAGGAUAAAUAGGAUACCUUGUGUGGUGAUUCAGAAUAGAAUAUCUCAAUUCUGGAGACACCAAAAAGGCAGUCCACGGUGGUAUUUGUCCACAAUUGAAGCUAUUCAUCAGUUUUUAAUAGAAAUUCAUUUGCAUUUAUGGGGGUUGCAUCCAAGCUAUGAGGGAAUUGAAAGCUGUUUUACUGAGAAGUGUUUAAAACAGUUUAAGAUAGUGGAUGAUGAUAAAGCUUAUAAUGGACAGUAUGAUAACAUGCUUUAUUUUUUUAAGCAUAUGUAUGAUUUGAUUCAUAGUUAUUAUCAGCAUGAAGAGUUAUAUGCUUAUAAAAGGAGGUUAAUGUGA
This is a messenger RNA of Brassicogethes aeneus, 974 nucleotides long. The record is from the annotation of a GenBank genome assembly. NCBI's taxonomy places the organism in Eukaryota, Metazoa, Arthropoda, Insecta, Coleoptera, Nitidulidae.